Messenger RNA from Camelina sativa (false flax), 1134 nucleotides. Its product is annotated as glyoxylate/succinic semialdehyde reductase 1. NCBI's taxonomy places the organism in Eukaryota, Viridiplantae, Streptophyta, Magnoliopsida, Brassicales, Brassicaceae. The record is from RefSeq and is a predicted model, not a curated record. Gene Ontology annotation, cellular component: cytosol. Gene Ontology annotation, molecular function: NAD binding; NADP binding; oxidoreductase activity.
GGUUCUCUGAUUAGAAAAGGCUCCAGCUUUGUCACAUUCUCAGACCAUCCAUCACUGAGCAAUAUAAUCGCAGAGAGAGAGAGAGAGAGAGAGAAAGGAGUAGAAGAGUGAACCAUGGAAGUAGGGUUUUUGGGUUUGGGUAUCAUGGGAAAGGCCAUGUCAAUGAAUCUAUUGAAGAAUGGAUUCAAAGUGACUGUAUGGAACAGAACACUCUCCAAGUGUGAUGAACUUGUGGAACAUGGAGCUUCAGUAUGUGAGACUCCAGCUGAAGUGAUCAAGAAAUGCAAAUACACUAUCGCUAUGCUCUCUGAUCCUUCUGCUGCUCUUUCGGUUGUUUUCGACAAAGAUGGUGUUUUGGAGCAAAUCUGUGAAGGAAAAGGUUAUAUAGAUAUGUCAACAGUUGAUGCAGAGACUUCUUUAAAGAUCAAUGAGGCAAUCACCGGGAAGGGUGGUCGGUUUAUAGAAGGUCCGGUUUCAGGUAGCAAAAAGCCAGCUGAAGAUGGCCAACUCAUUAUCCUUGCUGCUGGUGACAAGGCGCUCUUCGAGGAAUCAAUCCCAGCUUUUGACGUCUUGGGGAAGAAGUCGUUUUUCCUGGGACAAGUUGGUAAUGGAGCUAAAAUGAAACUAAUAGUGAACAUGAUAAUGGGAAGCAUGAUGAACGCGUUCUCCGAGGGUCUUGUAUUGGCUGACAAGAGUGGACUUAGCUCUGACACUCUUCUGGAUAUCCUGGAUCUGGGAGCAAUGACCAACCCGAUGUUCAAGGGAAAAGGACCUUCCAUGAAUAAGAGCAGUUACCCACCAGCAUUUCCACUGAAACAUCAGCAGAAAGACAUGAGACUAGCUCUUGCCCUUGGUGAUGAAAAUGCUGUUUCCAUGCCUGUAGCCGCAGCUGCAAAUGAGGCUUUUAAGAAGGCGAGAAGCUUGGGACUGGGAGAUCUCGACUUCUCUGCUGUGAUCGAAGCUGUGAAAUUCUCCCGGGAAUAGCAAACUGUGAAAACAAAACAAAAGCCAGCCAGCCACUCAUUGGAAUUGCUGAGUUACUGAAAUGAUUGUUAUCUUCCCAAAUAGAGAUUUCUCAUUUGGCCAAAAACACAUUUUAAUCCUUCACAGAAUAAUGAAGUCUUAACCACAAUC